Molecule: messenger RNA, 9583 nt
Organism: Lepisosteus oculatus (spotted gar)
Lineage: Eukaryota; Metazoa; Chordata; Actinopteri; Semionotiformes; Lepisosteidae
Gene: setbp1
Product: SET binding protein 1
Biological process (GO): regulation of DNA-templated transcription
Cellular component (GO): nucleoplasm
Molecular function (GO): histone H3K4 methyltransferase activity; DNA binding
Source: RefSeq, a predicted model, not a curated record
GAUCAUUAUCAGAAACUGCUGCAGGACUAGUCAGAGAGAGAGCGAGAUGGAGCGAGGCAAAUACUCACAACUCUGAUUGAACACAGCCAAGGGGGAAAAUCACUGAAAAAACACCUUCUUCUGAUCAUUCACAACCGCCUUUCCCAUGUCUGCAAACUAGCGUCACUACACCUCAAGUGGGAUUCCGGAUUUAAUAAGGAUACGCGUUUUGCUUUCUUUUUUCGCUGCAGCAAAAAUCAGCUUGAUUUUUUUUUUCACUCCAGGUCUAGGAUUUGAGAGGGAAGCUAUGGAGGUUUCUGAUUGACCAGCAACAUUAAGCAAAUCAAGUGGAUAUUUUCUGCAACUAAGCUACGGCUGUUACCUUUGCGUUCUUUAAAGCGGAGCUGGGAAAUUCAUCGAUUUUGAGCAACGGAUCUUAUCGAACAUAUUGAUUUGAUAAUCAAACCCUUUUUAAUUUCUACAUUUUCUUAUUAACUCAGCCUUCAUCAGACGCCAUUUUCCCCUCUUUUUUUCUUUUUAAAGCCUCGCUCUGUUUGACAGAUCGCCGGGAGGAUGUCAUUGCAGCCGGUGUACGUGUAAAUGGAUUUUAAAUAACACACAAAAUCGGAAAAAAGAAGAUUCGAGAAAAUAAUACAAAAUUGGAUAUGGGUUAAUUGGAGAUGAUCAUGCAAUCUGAGCAUGGGUCCACAGAAUGUGAUUGACACCUUUGCAGUUUUGUCUUCAUCUGGGAUUAAUAGGAUUUCUCAAGCAAUAGCGGUUUCAGAUCUUUGAGCCUUCCCUGUCUGGAAGCGUUGCACGAUCCUCUUGUGAGUUUGUCCCCCCUUUCUGCGUCCCGAAUUGAGGACCGGGAACGUCGAUGGAGCAAAGAGAACUUCCUGGCCCCACCCGACCAAAGGGGGGUGAGGGGGUUGAGUUUCGACCAGGCGGCAGCACCCCAAUCCCAGGUCCCAUCCCUGAGGAUUCUGGGAGUCCCCUCCCUCUUCCAGGAAAGGGGCUCCCCGUAGCUGGUCAGAGGGCCGAACCUGAAGAGGAGGAAGACUUGGGACUGGCCAGAGAUGUGGAUGCCAACUCCAACCCGGACAGUGAGAAGUGGGCGCAGGGAGACGGGUUAGAAGAGCAGGAGUUCUCCAUAAAGGAGGCUAGCUUCUCCGAAGGGAGCCUCAAGCUGAAGAUCCAGACGACCAAACGGGCUAAGAAGCCCCCUAAGAGCCUGGAGAAUUACAUCUGUCCCCCUGAGAUUCGGAUCACCAUUAAACAGCCAGGAGAGCAGAAGGUUGCCAAACCAGGCAAAAGUAGCAAGGGGACCAAGGAGGAAGAUAAAGGACUUCCUAAAAAGAAGUUCACAAAGAAUGUCAGAGGUGACUCAUCCAGGAAGAUCUAUGAGAAGUCUUUCAAGCCUACUGAACAAAAUGAAGGUGAACACCCUGUAGACUUUCUUGGAGAAUCCAUGAAACCAAAGCACCAGCCCAGAAGCACUCAGCACCAACUCGAUUGGUCAAAAACACCAGUGGGGGGAACAAUCUCCCAGGGCAGUCUGACCGAAACAGAAUCUAAAAGAGAGCCAACGGUAGUUAACAAGAGUUCUUUUCCAGAUUCUGCAAAUGGUCUUGCCAAACCACAGCAAAAAAAGGUCACUGGGAGCCCAUCUGUAACUCACUUCAGUACUGGAUUGUCCAGCCAAGUGAGUGGCUCUCUAGUUCAGCCAAGCUCCAUAGCUAGUAUGCCACAGAUGCCCAACCAGUCAGAAAGUAGUCGGAUGAUCCUCAACUCUUUAAACAAAGAUAGAGUGGUACAGGAGGCAGCUGAGCCAAUAUUUGGAAACAUUAAGAGGAAGUAUGGCAGGAAGGACUCAAUGAGGAGUCUGGUAGCUCAGAACCCAGAAGCACAGUGGGGCAAAAAGGCUGAAAAAGAUUUUGAUGCUAAAAUCCCAGAGACUAUAAAAGAAAAAGAAGUGCAUGAACCUGAAAAAACAGCAGAAUCACCCUGUGGGAACAGUGAAAGCUCUGGAAAGGUUCUGGAGAAGGAGGGAGACAUCAUACCAGGAGCUGUUCCUCUGCAGAUAGAAGACUCCAAAGGUUAUCCUGGGAAAAAGAGACGAUAUCGACGAUCAUUCAAAGAUCAGCUUCCUGUGGAGAAUUUAUUGGAAGAAAUUCAGACUUCUGAUUUGGCUGAGAAGAAUGAUGUAGGCAACAGAGGUCUGCCUGAGCCAAAAGCUGCCAUUAUCAACAAGACUGAGUCAAGAACAUCUAAACUGAUGGAGAAAGAAGGACCACAUGAGGCAGAUGAAGACAAUACAGUGUCUGUCACUGAAUUCUCUGAAAUGUGUAGAAACAGACUUCGAAAGCCAUUGCCUGUGGUGAGACCUAAAAUGGUUCUUGAUUCAAACCAGGCUAUAAACAAGGAGGACAAUGAUAAACUACCAAAACCAAAGGCCAAGGCAAGGUGGUCUUACAUCAAGUCCAAAAAUUGCAGCCUCCAGAAAGAUGACAGCAGUCCAGCUGCAGUUGUUGCAGAGCCUCCUUCAGCCUAUCCUAUUACACCCUCCAGCCCACUGUACACUAAUACUGACAGCUUGACAGUUAUCACACCUGUGAAAAAGAAGCGUGGGCGCCCAAAAAAGCAGCCUCUACUCACGGUUGAGACCAUACAUGAGGGAACUUCUACUAGUCCUGUAAGCCCUAUUGCUCGGGAGUCACCUGGCUCUUUGAAGAAAAGGAGAAAAAAACGUAGUUUGAUAAAGCUGGUGCAAAUUGCUGCUGCAAAUGCAUCCCCAGCUAACCAGAUGAAGCUUAAUAAAAAAGUAGGCAAUUUAGGGAUCCUGGAUAAGAAAACCAUAAGGACAAUUAACAAGAUGAAAAUGGUAAAGAGGAAGAAUAUAUUGAAUGAGAUUUAUAGCAAUCUGGCUCUGCAAUCAAAGGUUCCCAGGUCAAAUGUUGUUUCAACUAUGGCAUCAACUAUUGAGGCCCGUUUGGGUAAGCAGAUCAAUGUGAGUAAACGAGGGACUAUUUAUAUUGGCAAAAAGAGGGGUAGAAAACCUAGAGCUGAGGUGCAGGUCCAGCAAGAUGAGCACAAAACCAGUGAUAAGCACCCGGUGCCUGUUCCUAGCCAGUUUGAGAACCCAGUAGUGCCUUGCAAUCCACAGCCCACAGCUGGAAUGCCUUCUCCCAGAGCUACACAGCCUUCUGUUGCCCACGCUGCUGGAACUGGUGGGCUUCUCUGCCCUGCCACAGCAGACACCAGCCUGCAGGAGCUGAAGACCAUGCCAAAUCUGCAGCCUAUUAGUGCAUUGCCCACUAAAGCCCCCAAAGGCUUACACAGCAGCAAUUGGAAACUUUCUCCACCUAGACUCAUGGCGAACUCCCCUUCUCAUCUGUCAGAGGUAGCUUCCCUCAAAGAGGUAACAUUGUCUCCUGUAAGUGAGUCUCACAGUGAAGAGACAAUCCCCAGUGACAGUGGGAUUGGCACAGACAACAAUAGUACGUCUGACCAGGCUGAGAAAGGCCCCGCAUCUCGCAGGAGGUACUCUUUUGACUUCUGCACCCUUGAGCCUUCUGAAGCUGCUGCACUGGAGGCCAGCAAGAAAGCCAAGAGAGGGCACUGUUCCAAGCAUGUAACAGCAGUAGCAGUAGACUCUUACCUAGCCCAUGAGAGCCUGAAAAAACAGAAGCAUCGCCGUAAGCGCAAGGGUCUGCAGAGCCGAGAUGAUCUUCAGUUUCUGGCUGACCUUGAGGAGCUUAUUGGCAAGUUCCAGGUCUUCCGCGUCUCCCAUCGGAGCUAUAGCUUCUACCAUGAGAACUCGUAUCCUAGCAUCUUCCGGAUAAACUUUGACCACUACUAUCCUGUGCCGUACUUUCCUUAUGACCCACUGCACUACCUUCGCAGGAACUCUGAGAUGAAGUCUAAGAAGAGACGUGGCAGGCCGGCCAAAGCCAAUGAGCCUAUGACGAAGAUGCCUUUUCUCCAAGGGUUCGGCUACCCGAUCCCCAGUGGCAAUUACUAUGCACCCUAUGCAAUGCCUUAUACGUCGAUGCCUAUUGCCACCAGUAUGAUGAACUUGGGUUACUAUGGUCAAUAUCCAGCUCCUUUAUAUUUGUCCCAUACUCUUGGGGCAGCAACGUCUCCUUUUAUUAGGCCAGCAGUCCCGCCACCCCAGUUUCAUUCUGGUGCUCAUGUAAAGUUGACUGCUGCUGCCAAACACAAAACCAAACACAGCUCCCACCAGAUGCCCUCUACUGGCAUGGAUGAAGCCCAGUCGUCUUUAGUGGCUCCCAAAGUUGGUGCCAGCAGCUUGCCAAGUGGCCGCCUCCACAAACGCAAACACAAGCACAAGCACAAACACAAGGAGGAUCAGCUCUCGAGCUCCCAGAGGGAAGACCUAGGCGGACUCUUCAGUGGAGCAAAGAACCCCAGCUAUUUGAGCCUUCUGAGCGAGAGGCUUGGGAUGCCUGACAAAGAGCCUUCUUUGCCUAAACAUAAAGACAAGCAACGGAACCAGCAAAGCACAGACACUCUGCAAAGAAGUUCCAGGAACAUCUUUGAGGUUGAUACCCUCUCUACCUUGUCCCUCUCUGAUUCACAGCAAUGGAAACGCACCCGCGAACGAACUGAAUCUGCAGGUGACUUCCACAAUGCCUGCACCCGCCAGCAUGCUGAAACCAUUAGGACCAGUUCUGACCUGUUUGGGGAGCUGCAGUCUUCUAGGGAUGGUGAAUCUGGCAUGAACAGUCGAAGACGGAGUCUGGAAAGCUUUGGGAUAUACAGGGAGCAAAACAUUGUCCCAUUUAAGAAUGGCAGGAAGGAGAAGGUGCAGCAGAUGUAUAAUUGCCCGAGUCCUUCAUUGACAGAUAAUAGCCCACCCUUGAAGAAGAGGUUUAAACGGAAAGAAAUUGAGGAGAUACAGUGUGAAGUGCGCAAGAUGUGCACCUUUUCCAAAAUCCUUUCCACUAAGAAGAACCUAGACCACGUCAACAAAAUCCUGAAGGCAAAACGGCUCCAGCGACAGGCGAAGACCGGAAACAACAUUGUGAAGAGGAGGAGGGGAAGACCCAGAAAGCAGCCUGUCCUGUUGGAUGAUGAAUCCUUGGGCCAAAUGCCUGUGCUGGAGAAAUGCAUUGAUCUUCCUGGUAAGAGAAGCCUGCGCACGAACGUUGUGCCUGAGACUCUGGAGUUUGCCAAGCAAGAUUCCAUCAUGGACGCGAUUGAGUCUGUGGUCCACAUGGCAAGGGUGCAGCAGAAGAGCGGAAAGCGGUGGCACCAGAGCCAGGAGGACGUCCGAGUCAAGCGGCCACGACGGUGCCGAGGAAUGGAGAAAGACGAGGUUGUAGUCCCGGGGAGAAAGCUUGGCAGCUCCGCCCUUUCAUCGACCAGUUUUUCAACCGUACAAUCUGCGCAAUGAAUCCUCCUUGCACUUUAGCCUUUGUUUUUUUCUAUAUUCAAGUAUUAUGGGCAUUCUUGGAGGAUUCCGAAGGAGAACUUGGUCAGUUCUGCAGGAUACACCUGUCAACAUGUAACAGGAAAUACAUUGCAUCUCUGCUGCAGUUGGCUUUUACUUUCUUUGGUCUACUGAAGACACUACCAUGGUGUAUUGGACUCCUGCAAAAUCCUGCCCCACUCAUACUAUAUCUUAAGUUUGUCUCCUAACUCUGGCUCUGCCACAUCUAACCAGCAAGUAUAUAAACAAUGAUUCAUUAGCUUAUACUGUGCAGCUUCAGUUAUUUUGCCUUGGAUUACUAAUUUUGUUAAAGCACAGUGCAUUUAUUGCAAUGACAACACAUUGACCGAUCUUUGUUUUCAUUGAACUCUGUCCCCCUGUUCUGAAUUGAUUUUUUUUCUGAACUGGUGGGAGGAUGGCAAUACUUUGGAAUAAUAAGACCUAAUGAAUGCUGUCAUGCCAGCUUCGUUACUCAAGAGGUCUGACUGUACAUAGGAACAUUUUCUUCUUACAAUACAUGCCUUUUCGCUGUACAGUGUGUUUCAGAAAGUAUUUUUGACUUACUGGCUUAAAAAGUAGUGAAGUGUGUUGUACCCUGGAACAUGAAAGUUGGGUAUUAUUUUUAACCAAAAAUAGAGAUGGGUGUGACUUGAGACAUGUUUGCUUUCAGAUAAAAGGAUCCAGAUUCAUUAUUUAUAUGAAGUGGGUACGUCACAUACAUAGUAGUUAAAAAAUAAGAACAGAGCAACCAAAAUAUUCCCUGUCAUUUAAAUACCAGUCAAGUAAUUCUUUUAACAUGGUGUUAAAACGGUUCUCUUUUACAAAGUCAGUUGCUUUUGGCUGUCAAUAAAAUCAAUUUAAUUUAUAAUUCUAUUUAUAAAAUCAGCACUUAAAUCCUUAAUUAAGCCUUAAAAUGUAAAAUGUUCCUGUUAAAAUCUGGUAUGGAAUACCGUGUAGUAGCACUGGACUUACAAAUGUGUUGUAUCAGUUCUUUCUGCAUACAUUUUUUCAAAAGUCUUUCAUUCAUUCAUUUGGUAUAUAUUUAGUUGUGCAUGGAAAAAAAUGCUAAGGAGAUUAAAAACUGUUGAUGCCAGAAGUUAUUUCAACUUCUGAAUCCGGAAGACGCAAAACUAGGGUUCACUUUAAGAAUUAACCUUUAAGGAGUUAUAAAGUUAACCUAUCAAGUAUCGUAAUAAGAUACAAAAAGUAUUUGACAUUAGAUAUACUGUUUGGUUCAUAGUUGGAACAAAAUUAAUUGAAAUUAACAGUGAUAUUAAUGUUGUUAUAUAGGACCCCAGGCAAAACCCAAACCUUAAAGGUGCAAGAUAUACAGUAUAUACUUCCAUUAAUUUCAGAAUGCAUGUUGUUGAGAGAUGAUUGUGUCCAAAUUACCAGAAGAAUUACAGUAAACUUUUGUAAGUGUAGUUACCAGAAAGUUUUCAAGUAUAGUAACCAAAGUUUGUCUGCUAUUUGUGUUGUAAUGCUGGGGGUUAAAAGAUGAUUUGCGGUCUCUGUGACACCCAAUAUACCAGGGCAAAAUGGCAAUAAUAAAAGAACAAGUGAAAAAGCACUGUUUACUAGAAACGAACAGAAAGAGAAGCUGUUUGGAAAUAUGGUAUGCUUCAUGUUUUGCAUAUACUUUCUUCCGUGAAAGCUGGCAAAUUACUCUUGUUUAGGGAAACAUUCAUUAUGAACUUAGGUCAGUAUUGUGUUGAUGUGUCCAGUGGCCACAUAUGGAAAGUAACAAUCAACAGAAAUGAUGUAUAGUUUAUGACAUUAAGUUAAUGCAUUUCCUUAUAGGCUCUGUAGUUUUUGGGAAACAGUAGUACUGUAGUCUGAAAGCAGUUGUUGAUGUGCCUUAUGUGUGUUUCCCAAGGCAUAAAAUUAUCUGCGCAGAUUAUACAAGCAAGGGAGAAGUUAUCCUAUACUCAGAAUUUUUAUUCCAACUCAGUGUGCCUGAAAAACAUUGAUUUAAGACAGUAGUCCUUUUAUAUAGCUUAAUAUGAAACCUUAAUUUUGUUUUUGUACUGUUGACAGCUAUAAGAUGGAAAGUCUUGUAAAUCAUUUCAAUGGAUCACAAAAGUGAUUUUUUUUAGCGUGGAUUCUAGUUGUCCUAUCCAGCAUUACACAGGGGCCCUGGUCAAUGGUGCACAGCCUCAUUCCUUCGGGGCAGCAGCAGUCCAACAGGAUUUGUGGUUUAAUGGCCCACAUUUUAAGAGCUGGGAAAAAGGCAAAGCUGAUCUGAAUAAGUUAAUAUUUCAAUUAGGCAGCAAAGAGCUCAGGUGGAACAGCAUUCAGAAGACCCUGCAGCCCUCCAGGACUGCAGCUGCAAACCUCUGCCCUCAUACCUUUGCUUCCUCCCAUGAUUGUAUUAAUCCCUAGGCUGUGUCUUGUGUGGCGUCCCCACUUCUUCUAUGUGCUAUGCAUCAGGUUAUAUGAGUACGCUGCUGGUGGAUUGUGACUUUGCAACAAACUGUUGAAUUGAUCUGUAAAUUCAGCUUUCUGUUUUGGGUCCACCCUUUCACAAAGAUAAAUAAGUGGUCUUAUUUAAUUUCAAGAAAACAAUAAAUGUAAAAAAAAAAUUAUAAUGAAUAAUAAUAAUUUGCAACGUGUGCAAAAAGUGACUAUCAUUGCAACUAUUACUGCAAAGGGUCAGAAAGUCCUUUCUUGCAGUAGAGCCUUAAUCUGAAGUUUAAUUAAUCUAGAAGUCGAUUGUAAAUAGUGUAAUUAAACUGGAUCUGACUGCAUGAAUGCAAACUGUGUUUUACAGAAACGUGGGUCUGCAUAAUGGUUCCUGUCAAGGUGUCCAGCUAUAGCUCCAGCAGGAUACAGCCUAAAAUGAGCUGAGCACUGCUGAGACUAAAGUUGAAUUGUGUAGUUUCGUAGCCAAUAAUAAACAAGCUAGCAGCUAUUUCUUCUGUCAGUUGUACAAAUGCAAGGCUUGUAGACCUACAUGGGUUUGGACUGAUUCAUUCUGAGACAUUGCCAAAAAAAGACUAAAAUAUUUCCAUUACAAAACCAUGUCAAAGUAUUUUAUAUCAAACCACUCUAACUGGGUUUCAUGGUUCAUUUCUGAAAGAAGCUAAAUUUGAAUGUUCUACUCUAACCAAAAUGUAAAAAUCACAACCAUUAAAGCAUUACUAUUAUUUGUGGCAGUACAAGACACUCUUGGUACAGAGACAGCAGAGAUGGUUAGUCAUUAAGCCAGCAUAAAAAAAGGAUUUCUCUGAAAAAAAAAGUAAUUUUAUGUUGCUGUGUGAAGCCUGAAAUACCAGAUACCUGUACUCUACCAGCCGAAAUACCGGUGCCUUCUAAAGCUUAAAAGUGUUUUUGUUACCUGGUUCUUAAGCUUCAAAAAGAAAAUGGAAAGAUAAACCAGACUGUACAUAUGUGAUGAAUAUGUCUUGAACUGCUUUACCUUGUAUUAUGAAGGCAAUUGGCACUACACAGAGCUGAAGUCUUACCUGACUGUGAAACACUAAAGUGAAAAUGUAAGAAUAUCAGAAUUACUGCUCAUGUUAACACAGGUUGCAUAUACAUCAAAGUGUUUUUAAGUUUUUAAACAAUGCUGUUGUUUCAGACAUAAAGUGCAAAUGAAGUAUUGAGAAAAAUAAAUGUAACAAUGUACAUUACAGGAGCACAAUUGGAGCUCUGACUGUGCUGGCAUAUUUUAGUUUGUAUACAUAGUGUUUUUUAACCUCUUUUUAAUAGAGUGGAUUUUUUUUCUUUUUUGCAUGUUCUACUUGAUUGUAUGUAUACAUAUUUUAGACAAGGGGAAAGUUAUUUGUAUUUUAAUUAAAUUCGGAGGAAAAACUUGUACAUUGUUUGAUAUGUUUUUUUGUAAUGGAUUUUUAAUUCAUGAAGCAUUUUUGUACAUUGUAUGGAUAUUAAAACUGCAAAUAUUUGGCAUAUAUAUAUAGGUAUAUAUUGGGUAAAAAUUGCAUACGUAUAUAUUUAUAUAUAUAUGCUGGCAUGCUUUUGGUCAUGUUUGUUCAUGAUCUAGUUGUUUUUUUUCCUUUUUUUUCUUAAAGAAAAGCUCAUUCUUUUGCUGCCAUUUCCUGGUUAGCAGUAUAGAGCACUUAAAAAUAAAAUAAAGUUGACCUUGUUCAUAUGUUAUUCAUUGUGUGAAAAUAAUAAAUGAGUUUAUUGAAA